AUGGCGGGAGGUAAGAAACAGACACCGCGCGUAAGGCCGAACGUACUGAUUACAGGGACUCCUGGUACCGGUAAAUCGACGACGGCUGCUGCUCUGGCCGAGGCGACUAAUUUCCGGCAUAUCUGCGUCGGAGAUCUGGUCAAAGAGAAAAACUUGCACGAUGGCUGGGACGAUAAAUUCGAUGCUUACAUCAUCAACGAAGACUUGGUGUGUGAUGAGCUUGAGGAUGUAAUGGUAGCUGGAGGGAACAUAGUGGACUACCAUGGCUGUGACUUCUUUCCGGAGAGAUGGUUCGAUCGUGUUGUGGUGCUUCAAACUGAGAACACUGCCUUGUUUGACCGUUUAACUAAGAGGGGUUACUCGGGAACCAAGCUUAGCAACAACAUUGAAUGCGAAAUCUUCCAAGUCAUUCUCGAAGAAGCACAAGACAGUUACAAAAUGGAAAUUGUCUCCGCGCUACAAAGCAACACACUCGAAGAUAUCUCCAGCAAUGUCGCGAGUCUAACGGAUUGGAUUAGAACAUGGCAGCCCUGA
Molecule: messenger RNA, 534 nt
Organism: Microthlaspi erraticum
Lineage: Eukaryota; Viridiplantae; Streptophyta; Magnoliopsida; Brassicales; Brassicaceae
Source: the annotation of a GenBank genome assembly